Aspergillus terreus NIH2624 is the source of this 1026-nucleotide messenger RNA. RefSeq lists its product as uncharacterized. Gene Ontology annotation, molecular function: catalytic activity. Gene Ontology annotation, biological process: DNA repair. Lineage: Eukaryota; Fungi; Ascomycota; Eurotiomycetes; Eurotiales; Aspergillaceae. The transcript is spliced from 2 exons. The record is from RefSeq and is a predicted model, not a curated record. Bases 1 to 1026 code for a protein of 341 amino acids.
AUGAAGUAUAAGUCGCCACAGGUCGAAGAAUACCCCGACACAGACGACGUCGGGGGCUCCAAGCGCAAGCGAGGAACUGCGCGAGAGCUAGAAAUUCCUGCGGAUUCCAAGGAAGCCAAAGAACCUGCUCGCAAGGCUCCCAAGCCUUCGGAAACCCCAGCCGAUGAGCCCGACGUGGACGAGGAGGAUGAGGUUGACGAAGACGACGCCGAGGGAGAUAUUUACGAAGAAUAUGACCGAGCUCAGGCCGAUGAUGAGGAGGACGAAGAGGACGAGGAGUAUGAGGAAGAAGAUGAGGUGGAAGGGUUGGGAGAAGGCGAGAAGCCUGCGGAAAGCGACGAGCAGGGAGAGGAAGAAGAUGCUGCUGAAGAGGAUAGCACCGACCUUCCCAAGGUGCACAAGGCGGUUAAACAGUUCGGCCGGGCACCUCUGGAUGGCACACAGGUCGCCAAGGAGCCUCUAACUGCAUCAGCGGAGACGCUGCUGGCGAUGGUCAUUGAUGCGAUGUUGAAGUCGAGGCCCAUCUCGCAUGAUUUGUCUCAGCGGGCCGUCAACCGAGUGAUCGAUGAGGGCUACCAUGACAUCCACAAGCUCGAGAAUACCAGCUGGGAGGAGAGGACUCAGGUGCUGAAGGACGGUGGAUAUAACCGUUACCGGGAGCAGGGAGCGACGAACCUGGGACAGUUGGCGGAGUUUAUCAACGAGAAAUACGAUGGCGACCUCAACAACCUCUGGGAAGAAGCUCAUCACGAUCGAGAGCGGACCCGUGAACUAGUCCGCGAAAUCAAAGGCCUGGGCGAUCUUGGAGUCGAUCUCUUCUUCAACAACGUGCAAAGCGUAUGGACCCCGAUUGCACCGUUCCUGGAUGGACGCAGUCUGGAGACCGCCGACCAGGUUGGUCUUGGAACAGAUAUCGACGCCAUCUAUGCCGAGCUGGAGGAAGAUGCAAUGAUGAUGAGCCGCUUGGCUAAUGGGUUGUCGGCAGCACGGCUGGAAAAGAGACAAGGUGAGCUGUUGCAGAUCUAG